CAUAUUUUUUAUCAUUGUUAUUAAUGUUGUCAUUUUCCAUUUAUUUUUAUCAAUAGUUAAUUUCCAGACUAAUUAAACUUUUCUGUCUUUUUCAGUGGAGUCACUGCAGUGAGAAAUCAACAUUCGUUUACUAUAAUAUAUUGAAAGAGGUUCUAAGCAGGUUUUUGUUCUUGUGGGGGAUGAUGGGAGAUGCAGCUGGAUACUCACAUAUUCACAUGUGAACACACUUUUUCUGUGUAUCUGGCACUGAGGAGGUAAACAGAGAAGGAGGAGGAGGAAAUCACAUUUGGCUUCUGAACUCUUGCAGCGCUCCCUCUGCCCCUUCUCUCCUCCCCCUCUCUCUUUCUCUCUCUCUCUCUCUCUCACAAACACACACACACACCACAGAACACACAGGACUCCUGACGGUCCUGGACCACUCUCUGGACUCACGUAUGUGUCCGACACCGAAAGAGCAGAGCUUCUAGGACGAGAAGGAGACAGAAAGAAGAGAAAGGAGGAGGAGACAGGAGGAGUUAAGAGGAGCGUUUUUCACAUUUUUUUCUAUUUGUCUUUGACUUCCCAGGAUCACAGCUGAUGAUGGAGAACACAUGACAAAGGAAGGAAAGACACAGAGAGAAAGUCCAAAAUGCUCCAGAGUAAAGUUUGUGGACAUUUUUAAACGGGUGUUUUUUGGCCCUGUGGUGACCUUUGGAGAAGUAACAGUGACAAGGAUCAACAAAGUCUGGAAGAAGUGAGGGUUAAAGUAAACCCAACCUCAACAGGUAACUUACAAAUAAUUAUAUCAUAUAAAAUGUCAUGUUUACUGACAAUACUACUAAUACAUAUCAUGUGAUCUAAUAGUACACGUAUCUUUUUUCAUACACAUAUUACAUUCAUAUCUUUAUAAUAUACCUGUGUGUUGUGUUCAUUAGAAACAGUUUUUUUUCCACAGGGAACUUAUGUUGUCAUCACUGUAAAAACACAUUAUAAUACCUGGUUAUCAUUAUUAGAUUUAUUUCUCUAAUGCAGCUCAUGUGACUCAUUCAUGACACUUUUUUACCAACAUGUUUUAUACACGUAUUACCUUGUAUAGAAAAUCCUGUUAGUAAGAGUUCAUAUAUUCUCUAAUAAAGUCUUAUGGUUUUGUUUAAUGUCUGUCAUUAAUUAAUUAAUUUGUCUUCACCUCUGCACCCAGUCUUUAGGACGAACUAGAUUUGAAAACCUGUGACUGACCUGUAGGUGGUAGAGCUUCCUCUAAAAGUGACCAGGAUGGACUGAAUAAUAAAUCGACAAAUAAGAGGAGUAGGUAUUCAGGAGAUAACUUUAGAGACACAGUUGAGAUGGUGAAUACAUUUGACAACAUGUUGAGGACGGAGCUGCCAGGCAGAAGGUGAGGAGAUAGGGCCUAGGGAAGAUUGACGUAGUAAAGGAGGACAUUAAGGUGGUUGGUGUAGUAGAGCUGCCUCCUAAUUUAGGUAUAAAUACUGACCCUAACCUUCGAUGUCCUCUGCUCUAAUUCAGUUUUCAUCUGUCUCCAAACUCUUCUCCUUCCUGUUUGUAAGGCUGCAGAACCUUGGUUUAAAGGUCUUCUCCAUCAUCAUGGCAUCCAACAAACCUACAUCCUACCACUUUCUCCUCCACUUCUUCUUCUUUCCCUUCCUCGUAACGCAGCCCACCCUCACCCAGGACCACGCAGUCACCACUGUGAGUACGACUAAAACUGAAGCCUUCAUCGCCCCCACCACUUUGGCCAACCAGUCCAGCUCUGCCUACAUGGAGACGACCCAGAACACUCCUCCAGAGACGGGGUUGUCCACUCCAGCAAGUGGAGGAGAUGCUGAUGAUGAGGACGGUCCUCCGGUGGGUGGAACACGCUGCCAGGGCUACUAUGACGUGAUGGGUCAGUGGGACCCGCCGUUCAACUGCAACGCUGGUGUCUUCCUGUACUGCUGCGGCACCUGCUUCUACCGCUUCUGCUGCCAGUUCCGUCAGCAGCGGCUGGACCAGACCAUCUGCUCCAACUACGACACGCCCAUUUGGGCCAAUACUGGCAAACCUGUGGCCACCAUCACCGAGGGCCAUGAGGACCAGGAUCGGGACCGAACACACCUCAUCGUCUACAUCAUCUGUGGAGUGGUGGCCAUCAUGGUGCUGGUGGGCAUCUUCACCAAACUGGGCCUGGAGAAGAGCCGUGGAGGCAGUGGAGCACCAGGAGGGGGAGCUGUGGGAGUGGGACAUGCUGACCUCAAUUCCAGGGCAGUGACAGAUCUGCUGAAGCAACAGGGAAAUGAGGUGAGCUCAGUGGAACACACCACGGCCAGUCCGCCCACUGGAAGGCGAGCCAAUGGCGUCUCAGCCAGGAUGAUGCGCAGCAGGAGUGAACAGUACCAUCUGAACAACUCUCCGUACCGACCAUAUGGACAAGCUCUUCCUCGACCACACAGCAACCACAACAAUGUGGGAAUUAAUAAAUACACCUCUUUAAAAGCUGUGGCGGACACUGCGUCUCGCAGCUACUACAAGAGCUUCCCACUCAUGGACUUCACUCAGUACCAACCCGUCACGGCUCAUGCCUUCCAGCCGGUGCCAAUUCAGCCCAAAGAGAGGUCUUACAUCCACCAGUCCCUGCCAGCACACCCCAGCCUCAACGCCCCACUGUCCAUCUCCAUCCCUGCCAGUCAUCUGGACCAACCACCCCUCCCCAAGACCAACACCCACCCACUUCUCUCCAGCUCCGCAUUCAAGGCCUGGGAGCCUAACGCCCGCCAUGUUCAAAGGCAGACUUCUGCACCAGGACACACCAACUCCUCUUCGUCCACUAUCCACAGCUCUGCCCGACGACAUGGCUACUCCACCAGGAGGCAGGAGAGCAUAGAGAACAUGCCGGAUCUUUUCAUUCAGCCCUACAGAGGGGUUCACAGUGGAGCAGGACAGGGACAUGGGCAGCAAGUCCACGGACACCAUUUAUCUCAAUCCAGCUAUUACCAACAAGCCAGGCAGAAGAGCUUCUCCACCCACAGUACGACGGAGGUGACGGUUUGAGCUUCACCGCUCUGCUGUAGCUUUGCACAAGAAAAGAACAAGUGAGAGUCAGGGAGAGUUGGCAAUAAAUGAGUUAGAAACAGUGAGACAGGUGGAACAGGUGGAAUGAAGUUUUUGAAAAAGGAAGAAAGAAUUAGAUAAAGUUUGAGAAACAAUGUAGACAAACCACAACUCUCACAUACAGUAUUAGAGGACUCAGGUCGUCAUCAGAAAACUGUGUUAGAUCUGGAUCAUGAACAGAAAGGAAAAACAGACGCUCAGGUUCCUGUGUUGUUUCACUCACGUCUCCCACAGCUCUGGUGCUUCAUCUCAUCUUCUCUCAUUUGGUUUUUGUGAGCUGUGGACAGAAAACUUAGCAAAAAGUCAGUCUGGCCCAAUGAUGGACAAAAUCAUUAUGUCUACCCUGCAGACUGCCAGUAAAUAUAAACCUUUAGAGGCCCACAUCUGUGUCCAGAUUCUUGUCCACACACUGGAAUUUAGACUGAUUCAGCAAUUCUCUUGCUGUAAGACGAGAACCUUAAGCGCUCCUCCAGUCUAACUGUUUUAGUACAUUUUCAUGAUUGUAAAGGUGACAAGAUGGGGAAGAAAAACAUUUCAAAUCUGGCCCCAGUGUUUAAACAUUUAAUGUACUGUAAAUGCUUUCAGCUUUCAACCGUUCUGACAGUAAAUUAUAUUGAGGCAACACAGUCUAGAUCACAGGUAGGCUCCUUAAAGAAUCUAAGAAUUUUUUUCUGGUACAUUCCAUUUUGUCGUUGACCUAAACAGACAGCAGUUUACUACCUCCCUUCUGUCCUCUCUCAUCUGUGUUCCAGCGAACGAUUUUGUUUUUGGAAUUCUGUGCCAUCAGGCCAUGCACACCGGGAUAACAUCCCUGGGGUUGCAUUGACUUGGCGAUGAGGACAACGCCACCAUCCUGUCAACUCCCAUCAGCCUCUCGUUCCAACCACAGGGACCGUGUAGGCGCCAGAGGCUGGGACUCACAAAAGAAGAGGAAAAAAACAGAAAAGAAAGAAAACUAACGUUCUAUUCCUCCAGGGAAGUCAAAGGAAGGAGUCAGUGUGGAUCUGGGUCUGGGUCAGAACUUGGAAAGUAUGGAUGUGUGGAUGCUGCUGUGAAAUUCCUAGCCCUUAGGCAACACUUCAUGGGCAUCUCCACCCCCCCAGGGACUAACUGAGAGAAGUGAGGCGUGAACACGGUCUGCACAUGUCCAGAAGUGCAUGACAUUUGUGCAGAAAGAGCGGCAAGGCUUUUAUGAUGCAUUACUUUCUAUUUGGUUAAAGUCUUUCUGGAGACAGUUACAGUAAUUAUAAUUUAAACCAUGUUUCACUUCUAAAGGCACUCUUCACACAAUAGGUUUAUUUGUAUUGUUAGUUUGAAUAUAUUUUAGGUGAAUUCCCAGUCAGUCACAUCUGAAAUCCCCGUCUUUACCUUAUUUAUUAACUUGCUGUAAAUACUGUUAGCUCAUCUGGCAAGAUUUAGUAUAAUCUGUAUGUAUUUCUGGUUAAAUAAGGGCUGUAUGUACUAUAGAUUAUGAAUAAGGUCAUUAUUAUAAUUGCAGUUGAUGUCAGGACCAAACAGAAUUAUUUACUUAUGCUGGAGAUUUAAGCAACAUAAAAAAUGAGAUUUUAAAGGGAAAGAUUUAUUCCAUUUUGUGUUGUGCAGCAGAGGAUCUUAAUACUGUCACGGUGGAUGUUAGGUUUUGUUCAGAUUCAGAAGUAGUGUAGGACAAAGGACAGUCAAAGUCACACCGUGUAUUCAUUAUGUUUUCACACCAAGUACUGUUGGUGAGUUUUACUCUCGUUUGGAUUUGAAGCCUCAGUAGCUCGUUGUGUUGCAGUAACUGUUACUAAAUUGGCUACGCGAAAGUAUCAGUGUUUUUAUGUUCCUAUAUACAGUAUGAUGUAGCAAAAAAUGUACAGUAUAUUUGCUGUAUUUGUACCUGUGCUUCUUCUGACGGCAGAAAGAUAUUUAUACCCAUGAUGUUCUCCAGUUGUUAUUAACAGAGGAUUGUUUAAUAAAUAAAGAUGCUUUUGCAGAUCAAUGAAUUUUAACUUGUCUUCUGCUGCUGCCUUCAGGGGUCACCACACUGGAUCAUCUA
Cynoglossus semilaevis (tongue sole) is the source of this 5122-nucleotide messenger RNA. RefSeq names its product shisa family member 8b (gene shisa8b). Gene Ontology annotation, cellular component: postsynaptic density; AMPA glutamate receptor complex; postsynaptic membrane. Lineage: Eukaryota; Metazoa; Chordata; Actinopteri; Pleuronectiformes; Cynoglossidae. The record is from RefSeq and is a predicted model, not a curated record. Bases 1483 to 3024 code for a protein of 513 amino acids. Gene Ontology annotation, biological process: regulation of AMPA receptor activity; regulation of short-term neuronal synaptic plasticity. The transcript is spliced from 6 exons.